CAAGUGGCGCGUGCGCGGGGCGGAGCCUGCGGCCCUUGGCGCGACUCUAGGUUCUCCUUCGGCUCUGGUGGUUGCUCAGUAGCUGCUCGGCGUGGAAGGGGACGGUCCCUGUUUGAGUUAUGGAUUUUGAAAAUCUUUUCUCAAAACCCCCCAAUCCGGCCCUCGGUAAAAAACCUGUCGCCGACUCUGAGGAAAGAACUGAUGAUGAAAUAGCUGGUGCUGAAGUUGAAGAAAGGCAGACAGAGAAAGUAAAACGGAAAGCCAAGCGGGACUGUGUACAAAUUCCCAAGAAAUUUAAGCACCUUGGGAACGCUACAGCAUCACCAAAGAGUUUGCCACGUGUAAAAUCAAGGAGUAAGGACUAUGACCCAUACAGUGAUGGUGAGACCUGCAAUCAGGAAUCAGAAAAUAAUUUUGACAAAGAGCUUCAGCAAUACAUACAAGCCAAAGAAAUGGCAAAUGCUGCUCAACAGUCAGAACUUCCUGAAGAAUCUGUGAAAAAAGAGGGAGCAGAAGGCACCCAGCAGAUUGCCAAACAGAACAAUAAGAAAUCUAAAGCCGGUCACAAGAAAGUUAAACAGAAGAAGAUGAAGCGAAAGUGGCCUGGGACUGGAAACCAAGGGCCGAAUGUUUCCCUGAAGAAGAGUGGCUCCCAAGAAAAGACUGAUGGACCUGAAGAGAAGCAGCCACGUGUAAGGAUGAGUCAAGGCUUCAUCAAUCAGCACACAGUGGAACGUAAGGGGAAGCAAGUUUGUAAAUAUUUCCUUGAAAGGAAAUGUAUUAAGGGAGACCAGUGUAAGUUUGAUCAUGAUGCGGAGAUAGAGAAGAAGAAGGAAAUGUGUAAGUAUUAUGUACAAGGGUACUGCACCAAAGGCGAGAACUGCCUGUACUUGCAUAAUGAAUACCCUUGCAAGUUUUAUCACACAGGAGCAAAAUGUUAUCAGGGCGAUCACUGUAAUUUUUCUCAUGCCCCGCUGACUGCAGAAACACAGGAACUGCUGGCUAGAGUUUUGGAUACUGAAAAGAAGUCAUGUAAAUAGACUAAAAAGCUUGUAUAAAGGACACGUCUAUUCCUGGUCAAGACUUUUGAAGACUGGCAACUUGGAAUAGUUGGAAGGUUCCUCAGUUCACGCACCUUCCUGUGUGGUUGUGAUCACGUGCAGCUCCCAGAUCUAGCACUCAAGUGAAGGGUGGCUCUGCACUGGGGCGCUCCAGCUCCUGGGACGCGAGAGGAGCACGUGCAUGCUGACUGCUGAUGAAUGCGGUGCUGUGCUAGGUUGCAGAAGUCUCUUCCAGUCGAGAUUUCCGUACAGUUUUAUACAAAGAGGCAGAGAGGGGCUAAAUGAGGAUGGGAGAAGUAUAGGAAGGGUGGCGAUAGAGACGUGCCAGGGGACAGUGGGGUGAUAAAAUAAGUUACACCUCUACAUGUCAUUAAAUGCUUUGCACAACAUUUCGAACAAUAAUUCAAAGUUCCAUUUUAUGGUUUAGCAUAGAAUGCGGUUUUGUGAUCUUUUUAAAAACAAUUUUCUGCUGGAUAUCUGUUUUUAAUUAUUCCUGUUAUAAAUAAAGUGGGAUAAUAUCUCUUGC
Messenger RNA from Mesocricetus auratus (golden hamster), 1587 nucleotides. RefSeq names its product zinc finger CCCH-type containing 8 (gene Zc3h8). Gene Ontology annotation, molecular function: RNA binding; metal ion binding. The coding region runs from base 120 to 1040 and encodes 306 amino acids. The transcript has 9 exons. The record is from RefSeq and is a predicted model, not a curated record. NCBI's taxonomy places the organism in Eukaryota, Metazoa, Chordata, Mammalia, Rodentia, Cricetidae. Gene Ontology annotation, biological process: negative regulation of DNA-templated transcription. Gene Ontology annotation, cellular component: nucleus.